UGGAAGGUAAAGAAAGUCCUCCGGAGCUCGCACGCGGUCGCGAAAAGGAUAAAAGGAAUAUAAGAUUUGUCUUGUGCGGAAGCGGAUUUAUGUUUUGCUGUUUUGGUUAUUGCUCCGGGGAUGUGGGAUCAUGCUGUUUGCCGGAGGAAUAGACGUGGAAUGGUCGAGAUGUAUUGACCGAGUUUGUUGGUAAACCGAAAUGUGAAAAAAGUAAACAGAGAAAUCUUUUCAGGGACCGCAAUGACUUACCAUGCCACUGAGCACAUGUCCCGAUGCGCCAAGUGCCGCUACUAUUGCCGCACUGGUGCCACUUUCCUCUUUUCACACAUCGGCCUUUGCAGUUUGGUCUUCGGCUACACGGUGAUGGGCGCAUUCACCUUCGAAGCUCUGGAGGCUGCCAACGAACUCAAGAUGAGGCAACAGAUGCAGGAGGAGGAAGGGAGAGUCGUCGAGCGACUCUGGGAGCUGACCGUCUCUGGAGAUGUCCUCAACGAAAGCAGGUGGUCGGAAAAUGCCACUGCUACGCUUAAGAACUUUGAAAUGAAGCUCGUCAAAGCGAUGAGAAAAGACGGGUACGAUGGGAAUGAUGAUACAGAUAAUCUUCAGUGGUCGUUUUCUGGAGCACUUCUGUAUUCCAUUAUCGUCAUCACCACAAUUGGAUAUGGGAAUAUUGCUCCUAAAACAGACACAGGUAAAAUCGUCACUAUCCUUUACGCCAUAGUCGGCAUACCCCUUCUUCUCCUAUGUUUAUCAAACAUCGGAGACGCCAUGGCCCACUCUUUCAAGUUCAUCUACUGGAAGGUGUGCUGUUACUUAUGCUCAAGUCCCAAGUCACAUGGGCACAGAAAGCCCCGCUCAAACAGAUCAAGUCGUUAUCCGUCCGAGCCGAGAAGUCUUCCUUUGCACGGAGCCACAGGUGGUCGGGAGAUUGACACUUUAGGACCACGGAUGUACAGCUCGCCAGCAGAUUCCUACGAUAGGCAAAGGGGCUACAUGCACUCAGGACCAAUGCAGCAUUCUCUCUCAAGAAAUCAUUCUUAUUAUGCUUCGAGAGAGGCAGAAUUCGCUGAUGCUCACAAAGUUCCUAUUAUCUCCAACAAAUACGCGCUCCACCCCAUGGAGACCUCCGAUCUUCCUCACCACCCUCUACAUCGACUAAACGCCAUGGACAGUUCUCCUUAUAGGACGGCAGGAGGCGCAAUCGUACGUGCACCCGCAUCUGUUCCAAAUCGUCCGUCCUCCUUCCUCAACCUCAACGAGGAGAUGAGCUUCGAAGCUGCAUCCUCCGUGAACACAGAUAACAGGGAAGAAGAAGAGGAGGAGGAUGAAGCUAGCGUCCCCAUCAUGCUAUGCAUAUCCAUCGUCGUUGGAUAUAUAUGUGGAGGAGCCAUCCUCUUCAGCUAUUGGGAAGGGUGGGACUAUUCAGACAGUUGUUAUUUCUGCUUCAUCACAUUGACUACUAUUGGUUUCGGGGACAUGGUCCCGGGGACAGCAGUAUUAUCGGAAGACGCCCAACUUGCUUUGGGUUUGUGUUCUCUGUAUUUGCUGUUUGGAAUGGCUCUCUUGGCGAUGUCCUUCAACCUAGUUCAAGAAGAAGUAACGAAAUCCAUGACGAGUAUAGGCAAAAGGAUAGGGAUAUUAUCCGAUGAAGAUGACGAUGAUGAUGAUAUUUGACGAAGACUGAUUUAGUAUCAAAUAAAUUUUUGUUUUACUGUA
Messenger RNA from Uloborus diversus, 1716 nucleotides. RefSeq names its product TWiK family of potassium channels protein 7-like. Bases 241 to 1674 code for a protein of 477 amino acids. The record is from RefSeq and is a predicted model, not a curated record. Gene Ontology annotation, molecular function: potassium ion leak channel activity. Gene Ontology annotation, biological process: stabilization of membrane potential; potassium ion transmembrane transport. The transcript is spliced from 4 exons. NCBI's taxonomy places the organism in Eukaryota, Metazoa, Arthropoda, Arachnida, Araneae, Uloboridae. Gene Ontology annotation, cellular component: membrane.